AACUAAUUCUGGUAGAAUUCCACCAAAUCAACAAGAGAUUUAUGAUAAUCUUUCUUUUACAAAUGGAGAAAAUUAUUUUCAAAGUACAAAUUCAUUUGUAACGACUAAUUCCGAACCAAUAAAUGAUCUUCCUUCAUCAUAUGAUGAAAUAGAACAAGAUGAACGUAUACAAGUUCAAGAAAAUACAAAUAUUGAUGCAAAUUAUUUGAGUGAUCGUAUUGCAGAUGAAUAUUAG
This is a messenger RNA of Cetraspora pellucida, 235 nucleotides long. Lineage: Eukaryota; Fungi; Glomeromycota; Glomeromycetes; Diversisporales; Gigasporaceae. The record is from the annotation of a GenBank genome assembly.